AUGCAACCUGCUCGAGCAUCCGGCGGUGCCUCCACCCCGGUAACUGCUAGCAAUGGUCUCAGGCGGUCUGCUCGAUCAUCUCUUCGUGCAAGCUUGAACUCCUCACGGGCACCAUCAGUCACAGACUCCAUUCCCAGCAGCAACGCUACUCAUCUCCGUCAGACUGUUGCUCACGCGCCCCCCAGCGAAACUGUUUCCUCCGCCACUACGCCUGCAGAGCUUACUACAGAUGAGGCUAGCGACUUUACUCCUGCCACCAGCAUGAUGCCUACACCACUGUCAAAUGAGGCUGGGAACUCACCUGACAAGCGGGCAUCCUUUGUUAUUGAAGUCCCCACCGCCCAAAGUCGUGCGGAGAGAGAACGUGCCGUGCGCACAAGCGGCUUGUCUCUCAACUCAAAGGGCAAGCGUCGCGCUGAUCUUAUUGACGACUCUGAUGAUGACGAGGCCUUCUCUGAUCACUCCCCAGAUGCCAAAGUUGCCCGGAGACUUCAAGACGAGGAAUAUGCCAAGACCCCUUCCUGGACAACAACUGUCCCAAAUCAUUUGCAAUAUACUGACAAAAACGGCGGUAUAAUUGACAAACCCUGCAAAAGUUGGCCAGCAAAGAGGGCGCGCGCCGAUACUUCCAGUGGUUCCCGCCGCCACUCAAAGAAGAUCCGAGUGAUUUCAGAUUCUGAAGCCGAUUCACCUUCAGACAUUGAUAUGGACGCAGAAAUCGCCGCUGCUGUUGCUUUUGAUGACGUUGGUAUCGCUGAUACUACUACACAUCAGCAGCACCCCUCCUUUGUGAUAUCCGAUUCCGAUAAACUCAGUGACCUAGACGACUCAAUAUUUGAAGGCUCUAGCGAUGGCGAACCGUCAUCCAAGUCCAAAGGAAAGCAGCCGAUGGUCUUGGCACAUCGUUCAGGUCCUAGCAGCCGCAGAAACAAGUCGCUCAAAUCUGGAGGUGCGAGUAAUGCAGACGCCAUCAGCAUUGCUAGCGAGGACUCUGAUGCUUCGUAUUUGUCCGACCUUUCCACAAAAAAGCCCUUUGACGAAGCCGCUGUUCUCGACGAAAGGGCUCAACUUGAGAGAAUCACUGCCUCGCGCAAGGCUUACAGACGUGGAAACAAGCGCCGAGACCAAACCGAGCGAGAUCGUCUUGAGGCUCAUCACCCAGAGCUUCUGGAUAUGUGGACAGACCUGGAAAAUCUGCCAGAAAUCGACGCAGGCAGGGCAGAACAACCCACCACUAUUUCACGUCGCCUCAAACCCUUUCAGCUUGAAGGCCUUGCUUGGAUGAAGGAGAUGGAGAAGCGGGAGUGGCGUGGCGGCCUUCUCGGCGACGAAAUGGGUCUGGGCAAAACGAUUCAAGCCGUGUCACUCAUCAUGUCCGACUAUCCUGCCAAGCAACCUACCUUGGUGCUUGUGCCCCCAGUUGCUUUGAUGCAAUGGCAGUCAGAAAUAAAAUCCUACACUGAUGGGACCUUGAAGACGUUCGUCUUUCACGGCACAAACGCCAAGACCAAGGGCAUGCAAAUCAAAGACUUGAAAAAGUACGACGUGAUUAUGAUGUCGUACAACAGUCUAGAGUCUAUUUAUCGAAAGCAGGAACGUGGCUUUAAGCGCAAGGACGGGCUCUACAAAGCAGAAAGCGUAAUCCACGCCAUCCACUUCCAUCGCAUUAUUUUGGACGAAGCCCAUUGCAUCAAGACACGAACAACAAUGACAGCCAAGGCAUGCUUUGCUCUGAAGACCAACUAUCGCUGGUGCUUAACGGGAACUCCGCUCCAAAACAGAAUCGGCGAGCUCUUUUCUCUCAUCCGAUUUCUCAACAUCAAACCGUUCGCUUCGUACCUAUGCAAACAAUGUCCCUGCUCUACCCUGGAGUGGGACAUGGACGAAGACCACCGGUGUCACAAUUGUGGCCACGGCGGCAUGCAGCAUGUAUCGGUUUUUAACCAAGAGCUUCUCAACCCAAUUCAAAAGUUUGGCAACUUUGGCCCUGGACGCGAGGCAUUCCGCAAGCUGCGACUGAUGACAACGCGCAUCAUGCUCCGUCGGCUGAAGAAGGAUCACACCAACGCCAUGGAGCUGCCUGUCAAGGAGGUCUUUGUCAAUCGGCAAUUCUUUGGCGAGGAGGAGAACGACUUCGCGGGCAGUAUCAUGACGAAUGGGCAGCGCAAAUUUGACACUUAUGUUCAUCAGGGUGUCCUGCUCAACAACUACGCCAACAUUUUUGGCCUCAUCAUGCAGAUGCGUCAAGUCGCGGAUCAUCCCGAUUUAAUUCUGAAGAAGAAUGCCGAGGGCGGACAGAACGUUCUUAUCUGCUGCAUUUGCGACGAGCCGGCCGAGGACACGGUGCGCAGCCGCUGUAAGCACGACUUUUGCCGGUCCUGCGUUGCGAGCUACAUACACUCCACUGACGAGCCCGACUGCCCGCGCUGCCACAUCCCGCUGUCUAUUGACCUGGAGCAGCCCGAGAUUGAGCAAGAUCAGUCUAUGGUGAAGAAGUCUUCGAUUAUUAAUCGUAUCAAGAUGGAUAAUUGGACUUCAUCCUCCAAAAUUGAGCUUCUCGUUCACGAAUUGCACAAGCUGCGGUCGGACAACGCGUCUCACAAGUCCAUCAUAUUUUCGCAGUUUACGACAAUGCUGCAGCUGGUGGAGUGGCGCCUGCGCCGCGCGGGCAUCACCACGGUCAUGCUGGACGGCAGCAUGACGCCUGCGCAGCGCCAGGCCUCGAUUGAGCAUUUCAUGAACAACGUAGACGUAGAGUGCUUUCUCGUGUCGCUGAAAGCCGGCGGUGUCGCGCUGAACUUGACGGAAGCAUCUCGCGUCUUCAUUGUCGAUCCAUGGUGGAACCCGGCGGCUGAGUGGCAGUCGGCGGACCGGUGUCACCGCAUCGGGCAGACCCGGCCGUGCACGAUUACACGCUUGUGCAUCGAGGAUUCGGUAGAGAGCCGCAUGGUGCUAAUCCAGGAGAAGAAGACGAGCAUGAUACACUCGACUGUGAAUGGCGACGCCAAGGCCAUGGAGUCGCUGACGCCCGAGGACAUGCAGUUCUUGUUCCGCGGUAGUUGA
This is a messenger RNA of Cordyceps militaris CM01, 3063 nucleotides long. RefSeq names its product DNA repair protein RAD16. The transcript is spliced from 3 exons. The record is from RefSeq and is a predicted model, not a curated record. Lineage: Eukaryota; Fungi; Ascomycota; Sordariomycetes; Hypocreales; Cordycipitaceae. The coding region runs from base 1 to 3063 and encodes 1020 amino acids. Gene Ontology annotation, molecular function: metal ion binding; ATP-dependent chromatin remodeler activity; ATP binding.